Molecule: messenger RNA, 664 nt
Organism: Chinchilla lanigera (long-tailed chinchilla)
Lineage: Eukaryota; Metazoa; Chordata; Mammalia; Rodentia; Chinchillidae
Gene: Gcg
Product: glucagon
Exons: 6
Coding region: 70-612 (180 amino acids)
Biological process (GO): positive regulation of insulin secretion involved in cellular response to glucose stimulus; adenylate cyclase-modulating G protein-coupled receptor signaling pathway; negative regulation of apoptotic process
Cellular component (GO): extracellular region
Molecular function (GO): glucagon receptor binding; hormone activity
Source: RefSeq, a predicted model, not a curated record
CACAGUGGGCUGGCCCGCUAAGCGCUCCACCUAUUCCGCACCACACCCUACCAGCAGAAGGCAGCAAAAAUGAAGAGCAUUUACUUUGUGGCUGGAUUGUUUAUAAUGCUGGUACAAGGCAGCUGGCAACGUUCCCUUCAAGACACAGAGGAGAAUCCCAGAUCUUUCUCAGCUUCCCGAGCAGACGUGCUGGAUGAUCCAGACCAGAUGAAUGAAGACAAGCGUCAUUCACAGGGCACAUUCACCAGUGACUAUAGCAAGCACCUGGACUCCAGGUAUGCUCAAGAGUUUGUGCAGUGGCUGAUGAACACCAAGAGGAACAGGAAUAACAUUGCCAAACGUCAUGAUGAAUUUGAGAGACAUGCUGAAGGGACCUUUACUAGCGAUGUCAGUUCUUAUUUGGAAGGCCAAGCUGCAAAAGAAUUCAUUGCUUGGCUGGUGAAAGGCCGAGGAAGACGAGACUUUCCAGAAGAAGUCACCAUUGUUGAAGAACUCCGCCGCAGACAUGCUGAUGGUUCUUUCUCAGAUGAGAUGAACACCGUUCUUGACAAUCUUGCCACCAGGGACUUUAUCAACUGGCUGAUUCAGACCAAAAUCACUGACAGGAAAUAAGUGGGUCAUUAUUCAAGACCAUCUUCACAUCGCCUGCCAUCCACUUAGGAUG